AUGACGAUCUUCAUCGGAUCUUAUCCACUACUCUUUGCCUUCCCCCUCUUUCGUUUCUUCUUCUUCCCGUACUUUCUUAUCUCUUACGAAAGGUGGUGUGCAAAUCAGUUCUUGAGUAUCCAACUCACAAUGCGAUGGUAUCACAUGAGCGGUAAAAGAAAUUGUUUCUCGGGAUGCGAAGGAGCCGGGAGAAGGUAUGCGGAUGGGUGUGGAAACUUGGUAUACAUUCAACUACUAGAGUCUGAUGCGACUUGGCAGGUGGUAUUGUGA
Bipolaris victoriae FI3 is the source of this 270-nucleotide messenger RNA. RefSeq lists its product as hypothetical. Lineage: Eukaryota; Fungi; Ascomycota; Dothideomycetes; Pleosporales; Pleosporaceae. The transcript has a single exon. Bases 1 to 270 code for a protein of 89 amino acids. The record is from RefSeq and is a predicted model, not a curated record.